UUGGGGCUCUCUGUGAUCUCCCGAACUGCUUCGUACAGUACGGCUCGCGUCUACGUGCAUCGACAGGCGUAAUCCGACACCGUGAUCUCAUCGUAAAUAAUUUCAAUAACCCAGUAGAACGUCGAUCAAGGGGAUAAAAUCCGGAACAAAAUCAGAGAAAAGAAUGUCUUUAACGAGUGACGACCGGAUAAAACACAGAAAACGAGGAACCGACUCGUACCUCGUGCAAACAAAAAGAUUAUUCAAAUCUUCAAGGACGAUUGAUGAUUCUCAGAAGAUGAUAGAGUUCUUGGAGUUGCAACAGGAGUUGUCCCUUGCGAAUAAUAACUUGACGCAGCUCAGGGACGAUAUCUGGACAUAUCUGGGUAACCUGAGGGUCCUCAACCUGUCCGACAAUUUUCUCAGCACUCUUCCGAGCGUCGUGUCUCUCCUAGUUCACUUGGAAGACCUCAACAUGUCCAAAAAUCGACUGAUGACGAUUCCAGAUGUGAUUUUGAGCCUCAGAUCUCUCAAGAAAUUAUCCCUGGUGGAGAAUUCGUUGAACGAACUCCCUGGCCUUCACGCUUUGGAGCAUCUGGAGCAGCUGAACGUUUCAAAAAAUUGUCUAAGCUCCCUGCCAGACUCCUUGGGUUCCUUGACUCAAUUGAAACAUGUGGAUCUGUCGUUCAAUCACUUCAGAACACUUCCAACCUGUUUUCAACAAGGUCUGAGAAAUUUAGAGUACCUCGAUGUCUCUGGCAACAUCAGACUCAAUCUGAAUACACCAGUGAGGAGUCAAAAGCUCAAGUGGUUACUUGCCAAGCAAAUUGCUUUCUGUCCUGGCUUUCCAAAAUGGAUAUUAUCAGGACAUUUUUCAGGGCUUGAGGAACUUAUCUUUAAUAAAAGCAGGUUCGACAGAUUCGUGCUGCCCCAGGUCAAUCAAAAGACAAUGAUCAGAAAGCUGGGCCUUCAGAGCUGUUCCUUGAAGGAUUUUCAGCUGCAAAGAAUUCUGGCUAAUGUCAUUGGACUGAGAAUCCUGCAAAUCGGGAAUGAUGACUGCAGGAGUCUAUCUAAACUGUUCAAUGUGAUUAAUCAGUGCCCCUUGAAGCAUGUUAAGAAUCCUGCUGAGCUCGAGGAACUGGAAAUGAGGAACUUGUAUCUGUCUUUCGUACCCAAGGACAUUGGGAAAUUUACGGGACUGAAGAGGAUUGAUCUGGGGGGAAAUGAUCUCUCGUGGCUCUCUAAGGAAUUUUGUGGCCUGGAUAAACUCGAAACUUUAAUUGUCGAUAGGAAUUCCCUAGUGGAACUUCCACAGGACAUUGGGAAGUUGACAAACCUGAAGGUGCUGAGGGCUUCCGCGAAUAAUCUGGGGAGCCUUCCUGCCAGUUUUGGAGAACUCAAGAGUUUGGAGGUUUUAGAUCUUUAUAAUAAUAGUUUUACAGAGCUUCCAGUGGCCCUGCAAGGCUGUGUGUCACUCAAGGAAUUGGAUUUUGAGCAUAAUUAUGCUGAUACUAAAGAGCUUGGGGUGAACAGCAUUUCCUGCCAGGUUCUGCGGACAAAUUUCAGAGAUAAAGUGAAAGAUUACAGGGACAAUGGACCAAAAGAAGAGAUUCCAGUGAGUUCGCCAGAGAGUACUCUAUCUGAUUAUGAAUGGGAGAAUUCGUGCAGUGGAUCACAGAACGUGUCGAAUUCUUCGCUUGUUCAACAAAACUGGGAUGAGUCAGAGGAUUCCAGCGAAGAGUUUGACCCGUACAAUCCACGACCUCCGAGAGUAAAAAACACAUUCGUAUAUCUAAGUCACAAGAAGUUCAUAUUCUGCCCAAACGACAUUCAUCCCCCCUCGAUGAGGGAGCGCAUCCUUCUCGCAAGAGCAAAUGGGGACUAUCAACCCCUCUCACCCCCUGUGGAGGGCCAAUUCGAUGAUGCAUAAGUAAAGUAUUCAAUCCUGUUCCUUUAGUUUUCAAUUGUGGGACUUAAAGAGUGAAUUUUUGUUGUCUUGAUCUAUCUCUCUUUAAUUUAAUUUAGAAAUGCCAUAAUUAUGCCAGGAUAUGUAUUAUCCCUGAUCGAAGUGGAUUAGAAAUUCGUAGAUAAAGCACUUGUUAUUUUUUUGCAAUUAAAAAUAUUAAGAGAUGUGAUAUAUAAAUGAAAAUAUUUUCAGUGAUGCUUGUAGCUUGCCUAAAAGUGCAAUCGGAAUUUUCCGUUUCCCUGUGUGAUUAUGUAGACAGAGAAUUGCAGUAUUGAUAUUACUUUUGAUUCUUCAAGAGUAUUAGCUGAAGAAUUUAAUUCGAGAAUAUCUUCUUAUUAUAUAGCUUUAAUUUUUAUGAAUAAUUGGCAGUGAAAAAAAUCUAUAGCUGUCUAUUCUAAGCCAAUCUUAGACAUUUUGUCUUUAAUUUACACUAAUGCCCGGUUUUCCUUUCAUAAAAAUUCCUGAUUCUUGAUUUUGUUAUUUAUGGUCACGUUACUAGUCACUACUACGUAAGAGCCUGAUCGGGCCCGAGAUAGGAAUCGGGAAUUUUAAAUCGAUUCGUGUAUAUUUUUUAAUCAUCAUUGUUAUCUCCCCUUUCUAGUUGUUGCACUCCAACAAUUGACCUACCGCAAGAUUAGCAAAAAUCUAUUAUUCUAGUUCUGGAUAAACAUAUUUUCAUCUUUUGUUGCUUCAGUUAGCCUUUAGUUUCAAAACUAUCGGUAGCAUUCAUGCUCUGGAGUGUCUCAAACUUUUUUCCACCUCAUUGUUCUAUAAUGUCUAUUUUCACUGAUUGUUUAUUUCAAUUCCAAUACGUUUAUGUUGUGAACAAAUAGUCAAUAGCAGUCGUUCUAUAAAUUUCUUGAGGAAUUUUAUUUCCUGAAAAAAAUUGUAAUUUUUUUACCUUCAUGUGAAUCAUGACAUCAAUUAUGGCGCAUUAUAAAGAGUCAGUAUUUGCGUUACGACUCCCUAAGAAAAUUUUUAUAAUUUUCGACGUAAUAAUUAAUUUGAUAAUACACUGUGAAUACCAAGAAUUACUUCACACCGAUAUGCAGAUACCAUUAAAUUACUCAAAUGAUCUACUGCGAUUUUAUCGAACUGCGCAUGAGUAUGAGAGUAUGAGCGUGUUAAAAUAUAAAUGUCGAUUUUUUGUUGUAUUUUCGAUGCAUUAUUUCGGGAUGCAAUAUUACUUAUUAUAAUGUGAUAUUAUUUGAUAAUUUUACAUAGUCUUACCUUAAGUACUACAGCUGUAUAAAGUCAGGAUUAAUUAACAUCGAGAGCAAUUGAUUACACUAACUGCUUCGCUGACCAGCUACGGAAGGAGAAGUUCAGCCACUCUCAACUCGUAGCGCUCAGAAGUCGAUCGUAAAACCAUUUAUUCAUAAACAAAGUCGAUAUCGAGUGAUUAAGCCACCGAGUGUUCACCAUGAUUCAUUGUUGUUUCAAUUAUCAUUUUUACAUUCUAAACAUUUCUAUUAAUCGUGUAACAUUUACACUGCGUCGAAAUAAAAAACGAUUCUUUUCUGGUC
Molecule: messenger RNA, 3471 nt
Organism: Diachasmimorpha longicaudata
Lineage: Eukaryota; Metazoa; Arthropoda; Insecta; Hymenoptera; Braconidae
Product: leucine-rich repeat protein lrrA-like
Exons: 4
Coding region: 164-1909 (581 amino acids)
Molecular function (GO): protein binding
Source: RefSeq, a predicted model, not a curated record